UUCGCUUGCUGCAUUUCGGUGUACACACGACACAGGGCGGGAGCAAAAGAGAGAGAAAAGAACAUGGAAGAAGACCCAAUUCCUUCUUCAGAACCACUCGGCCUUAACACCAUUCAGAGACAAGUGAGAGAGCUGGAAGAGAUUAUCGAAAGUUGUCGCCAAGACGAUGCCUCAGAAUUAUCCCCUUCAGAUUCUGAUGAUUUAAUCAGAAACUGCGGUCUCCUCCUCCAGAGCAGAGUUGAACAGAUAAUAUCAGAAUGCUCUGAUGUUGGUCUUUUAGAGGAUCAAGAAUUUGAAGCAUACUUAGGACGUUUUGAGCAGGAGCUCAACUCUGUGGAGGCUGAGAGCACCAAGGUCUCAAAUGAAAUUGAGGGUCUCAUUCGAACCCAUGGGGAAGAUUUUAAUCGACUUGGCACUGAUCUUGCACAGUUGAAAUGUUCAUUAUAUUUUGUUGAAGAAAAGGAUCUGGAGAAAGCAAAACUGGGUGCAGAUGUUGAUUACCAUAAAUGUGGGAAAGAUCUGUUGGAUCCGAUGAAUGUGAAUGCAGACAAGUUUGAGCUACUGGAACUUGAAAAUCAGAUUGAGAAGAACAAUAUAAUUUUGAAGUCUUUACAGGAUUUAGAAUGUACACUUAAAUGGCUUGACAACACAGAACAGAUUGAGGAUGCAGUUACAGGUCUUAAGGUCAUUGCUUUUGAGGGAAACUGCAUUAGGUUGUCACUUAGGACAUACAUUCCGAAGUUGGAUGACCUUUUCUCCCCAAAAAAAGUUGGAGAUGCCACUGAGCCAUCUGAAGUAAAUCAUGAGCUGCUAAUUGAAAUUCUGGAGGGGACUACGGGUUUAAGGAAUGUUGAGAUUUUUCCAAAUGAUGUAUACAUAAAUGAUAUUCUUGAUGCUGCAAAGGCUUUGAGGAAAUCUUCAUUGCAGUGGUUUGUAACAAAAGUGCAAGACAGAAUAGUUCUAUGCACCAUGAGGCGAGUAGUGGUAAAAAAUGCAAACAAAUCGAGACACUCAUUGGAGUACUUGGAUAAAGAUGAGACAGUAGUGGCUCAUGUAGUUGGAGGAGUUGAUGCAUUCAUCAAGGUCCCUCAAGGUUGGCCAUUGUUAAGUUCUCCAUUGAAACUGAUAUACCUCAAGAGCUCUGAUCAACAUUCAAAGGGAAUUUCUUUAAGUUUUCUGUGCAAGGUUCAGGAAUUGGCAAAUUCGUUGGCUGUACGAAUUCGGCAGACUCUAUCGAGCUUUGUGGAUGCUAUUGAAAAAAUACUUGUAGAGCAGAUGCGCUCAGAACUCCAUGGUGAUGCUUCUGAACAAUGACUUGUAUAACACUUGUGAUACUAAUCACACAUGUAAAAUAGCUUCCAGAUUCCAGUGUUGUCCCGUACGUUUACAAAUUAACAGACUGAAAUUAUUCGGAGUAUUGUAACGAUAUUGUUGAAAUGAGAAAAGGAAGGGGUUUUUAAGUAAGUCCCCAGAGCAA
Messenger RNA from Prunus avium (sweet cherry), 1477 nucleotides. RefSeq lists its product as uncharacterized. NCBI's taxonomy places the organism in Eukaryota, Viridiplantae, Streptophyta, Magnoliopsida, Rosales, Rosaceae. The record is from RefSeq and is a predicted model, not a curated record.